AUGUUGGCGGCAUCUUUGGUGCAGGCUGACAACAACACUACUAUUCAAUAUGGUCCAGAAGGAAAUCUCAUCGUCCCCCAUGCUAUAGUGCGUCGAUUUGCAGAACAACAAAAGCAAGCACAAGCUUCCAUUUAUGAUGAAAAUGGCCGAGUCAAGUUGCCAGAGCAUCUUUCUACUGCCCAUCCCGAUGAUUUCACUCAUGAUCAUCAUGGUCGUGUACUUUCCAAACGUCAAGCAGCUAAUGGUGGUGGUGGCAUUACCUACAACAGCGAGGGCGGUAUUGUUUUACCAAAUAAGGCCUCCUUUGCAGCAGCACCUGCACAACAAGCGGGUGGCAGUGGUGUGACCUACAACAGUGAAGGUGGCAUUGUUUUGCCCAAUAGACUCGCAUUUGCUGCAACACCUGCACAACAAGGUGGUGGCAUAUCCUACAAUAGCGAAGGCGGCAUUGUGUUACCUAAUCGACUCGCAUUUGCUGCUAACAGCAACAACCAAGGCAGCGGUGGUGGUUUGAGUGGUGACACUGUUCCUAUGCCAUACACCAAGAAUAAAAUGGCAGCAGGCGGUUCCUCUGGUAGUAGCGGUGGUGAUCUUAGCGGUGACACUGUUCCUAUGCCAUACACUAAAAACAAGAUGGCAGCAGGCGAUUCUACUGGUGGUAGCAGUGGUGGCGAUCUUAGUGGUGACACUGUUCCUAUGCCAUACACUAAAAACAAGAUGGCUGCAGGUGAUUCUAGUGGUGGUAGCGGCAGCGGUGACCUUAGUGGUGACACUGUUCCUAUGCCUUACACCAAAAACAAGAUGGCAGCAGGCGAUUCCACGGGUGGUAGCAGUGGUGGCGAGCUUAGUGGUGACACUGUUCCUAUGCCUUACACUAAAAACAAAAUGGCUGCAGGUGAUUCUACUGGUGGUAGCGGUGGUGGUGACCUUAGUGGUGAAACCGUUCCUAUGCCUUACACCAAGAACAAGAUGGCUGCUAACGAGCAAAAACAAGGAGGCAUUACUUACAACAGUGAAGGUGGUAUUGUUUUGCCAAACAGCAUGGCCACAUCCAAUAUGCAAUUUGCAGCAGCCAAUACUCAAGAUGAUAGCCAAUACCACAAAGGAGCCGGUUCUUUCUAUGAUGCACAAGCCCAUGUUGGUGUAUGUGGAAAACGCGUUAAGAACACUGAUCCUGUUGCAGCUCUCAAUGUCAACCAAAUGGGAACCAACUCGGGUAAAAUGAAGGAGAAAUGUGGCAAAAAAGUGGAAGUGGUCGGUCCAAAGGGUGACAAAGUGGAAGCUGAGAUUGUUGAUCUUUGUAAUACUUGCAACGAAGGGGACAUCGAUAUGAGCCCUGCUGCUUUCGAGAAAAUCGCUCAAUUCACAUCCAUGAAGACCGAUGUCAAAUGGAAAUUUACAUCAUAG
This is a messenger RNA of Lichtheimia ornata, 1407 nucleotides long. RefSeq lists its product as uncharacterized. The record is from RefSeq and is a predicted model, not a curated record. The coding region runs from base 1 to 1407 and encodes 468 amino acids. NCBI's taxonomy places the organism in Eukaryota, Fungi, Mucoromycota, Mucoromycetes, Mucorales, Lichtheimiaceae. The transcript is spliced from 3 exons.